Messenger RNA from Callorhinchus milii (elephant shark), 897 nucleotides. RefSeq names its product proteasome activator subunit 3 (gene psme3). The record is from RefSeq and is a predicted model, not a curated record. Gene Ontology annotation, cellular component: cytoplasm; proteasome activator complex; nucleoplasm. The coding region runs from base 55 to 825 and encodes 256 amino acids. Lineage: Eukaryota; Metazoa; Chordata; Chondrichthyes; Chimaeriformes; Callorhinchidae. Gene Ontology annotation, biological process: regulation of G1/S transition of mitotic cell cycle; positive regulation of endopeptidase activity; regulation of proteasomal protein catabolic process. The transcript has 11 exons. Gene Ontology annotation, molecular function: endopeptidase activator activity.
GGUCCCCCCCCACCACCGGCACUCCGCUCCCGCGCGCCACAGCCCCGUCCCACCAUGUCGUCAGGACUCCUCAAACUGGACAGUGAGCUGCGGACCAAGGUCGAUGCUUUCAGGGAGCGAAUCACCAGUGAAGCUGAAGACUUGGUUGCCAGUUUCUUCCCGAAGAAGUUGUUGGAAUUGGAUUGCUUCCUGAAGGAGCCGCUGCUGAAUAUCCAAGACUUGGCGACCAUUCACUCGGACCUGAACCUGCCUGUGCCCGAGCCCAUCGUCCUCUCCAACAGCCACGAUGGGUUGGACAGCGCGCAUAACGCAAAGAAGAGGAAACUGGAAGACAAUGAGAGUAAUUGCUCAGGCACCAAGGUCUUUGUGAUGCCGAACGGGAUGUUGAAGAGUAACCAGCAGCUGGUGGAGAUGAUCGAGAAGAUCAAGCCAGAGAUCCGCACCCUGAUGGAGAAGUGCAACACAGUUAAGAUGUGGGUGCAGCUCCUGAUCCCCCGAAUAGAGGAUGGCAACAACUUUGGAGUUUCUAUCCAGGAAGAGACUGUGGCAGAGCUACGCACGGUAGAGAGUGAAGCAGCUUCAUACCUCGACCAGAUCUCCAGAUACUACAUCACAAGAGCAAAGCUGGUGUCCAAGGUGGCUAAAUACCCACACGUGGAGGAUUACCGCCGUACGGUGUCUGAAAUCGACGAAAAGGAAUACAUUAGCCUGCGACUAAUCGUCUCUGAGUUGAGGAACCAGUAUGUGACGCUACAUGACAUGAUUUUGAAAAACAUCGAGAAAAUCAAGAGGCCAAGAAACAGCAACUCGGAGGCACUGUAUUAGCGAUCGGAUACUUUGCAAACCCGUCUCUGUAAACCCCUCUCCCUCCCCCUAACCCCCCACACACGUCCCACC